AUGUUCCUUGCUACCGCUUCAUUUUCCCUCCUGAUGGCUUCACAGGCCUUGGCAACAACCGUCACCUCUCAAUCACACGACAUAGCACCCCUCAUCACCCCAGAAGUCACAGCGAAAGUUUCCCCCGACUCCUACAUCAUCGUUUUCAAGGAUGGCUUCAAAUCCACCAACUUUCCUUCAAAGAGCAAGCAAGCAGACCCAAUCCAACAAUCUCACGACAACAAUAAAGCUGCUCUUUGGGACGAGAUCACUGAGGGCAUCAAACACUUCAUUGACCUAGGCUCCUUCCAAGCGGUUGCCGGCAGAUUCUCUGGUAAGGCUCUAGCCGAGAUCCGCCAACACCCUGCAGUCGCCUUUGUCGAACACGACACAGUUGGGCAGCGACUCAGCAGCUCUUCUUCUUCACCCUCCGAGACGCGAGAGUAUCACUCUUGGAGUCUUGCUCCUACGAGCACUACUUCCUCCGCCGCCAUUUCUAUCGCUGCUGCUGCCCAAAAUACAGUGCUAGACACAAGAUCUGCUCGAAUCUACCUGUAUGCCGCUCAGGAACACGGCGAGAACAUUAAUAUCUCUGCCGCUGAUGCCGACAUGAUGUUUAGUCCUCAAGAUCUCCAGGCCGCCGACGAUGCCACUAGCACGCCUGAGCUGAGCACAACAAGCACCGACGAGAAAGACAUUACUGUCAUCACUGUCACUACAACACAGGCCGCAUCUAGCAAGAUGGCUUUCAAGCUGGCCGAGGAGACACAGCCGGUGAUCGUCUCCACCCUCCGCUCUAAUGGCAACAGCACAGCCUCAGACUUUAUUGCCGUGGUCGACUACAUCGUCCGGAAUCAGCUCAGGAGGACGAACGGUGGUGGUGCAGAUGAGAAGAAGGUUAGCCAUGACGGGUGUGUUCUGAGCGUCCCCUUUGCAUUCACCAACUCUCGGUCAAUGGUUCUCGCUGUCACCAAGGCGUUCGAGUCUGGACUCCAUCUUGCUCUUGGAAAUGGCGUAACGGUCUCAAACACUAUUGUAGAAAAGCUUUAA
Molecule: messenger RNA, 1029 nt
Organism: Linnemannia hyalina
Lineage: Eukaryota; Fungi; Mortierellomycota; Mortierellomycetes; Mortierellales; Mortierellaceae
Source: the annotation of a GenBank genome assembly